Messenger RNA from Crotalus tigris (Tiger rattlesnake), 11091 nucleotides. RefSeq names its product kinesin-like protein KIF26B. Lineage: Eukaryota; Metazoa; Chordata; Lepidosauria; Squamata; Viperidae. The transcript is spliced from 11 exons. The record is from RefSeq and is a predicted model, not a curated record. Gene Ontology annotation, molecular function: microtubule motor activity; microtubule binding; ATP binding. Gene Ontology annotation, biological process: microtubule-based movement. The annotation marks the transcript as partial.
CUUUCUUUUUCCUCUUACAGAGCUGCUCAGAAGUUGAAUCUGUCAUCCAAAAAGAAGAAGCACAGACCCUCAGCAUCCUCCGUUUCUGAAUCUCAUCUAUUUGCCACGAAAUUCAGCAUGAUCUUACAGACCUCACCUCCACCAGCUCCACCUUGUUUAUUAAGGGCAGUCAGCAAGGUGAAAGAUACUCCAGGAGUGGGCAAGGUGAAGGUCAUGUUGCGCAUUUGUUCUACGCUGGCCAGGGACUCUUCAGAAUCCAGUUCCUUCUUAAAGGUUGAUCCCCGCAAGAAACAAAUUACUUUAUAUGACCCAUUGUCUUCUGGAAGCCAGAAUGCUUUCCAAAAAAGGAGCACCCAAGUGCCACCCAAGAUGUUUGUAUUUGAUGCAGUUUUCCCUCAAGAUGCUUCCCAGGCUGAAGUAUGUGCAGGAACUGUAGCUGAAGUGAUCCAGUCUGUGGUGAAUGGUGCAGAUGGGUGUGUAUUUUGUUUUGGACAUGCCAAACUCGGAAAAUCAUAUACCAUGAUUGGAAAAGACGAUUCCAUGCAAAACCUUGGCAUAAUCCCUUGCGCCAUCUCCUGGCUUUUCAAGCUGAUUCAUGAAAGAAAAGAGAAAACAGGAGCACGUUUCUCAGUCCGAAUCUCUGCAGUAGAAGUGUGGGGAAAAGAAGAACAUCUGAGAGAUUUGCUGUCAGAGGUGGCAACAGGUAGCUUACAAGAUGGUCAGUCACCAGGUGUCUACCUUAGUGAGGACCCCAUUUGUGGCAUGCAGCUUCAAAACCAAAGUGAACUCCGAGCUCCCACUGCAGAAAAAGCUGCUUUUUUUCUUGAUGCUGCAAUUGCUGCCCGUCGAAGCAGUCAGCAAGAUUGUCAGGAGGAAGAACAGAAGAAUUCACAUAUGCUCUUCACUUUGCACAUCUAUCAGUAUCGAAUGGAGAAGAGUGGCAAAGGGGGAAUGUCAGGAGGCCGUAGUCGCUUACAUCUCAUUGAUCUGGGAAGCUGUGUUAAACCGCUCAGCAAAAACCGCGAAGGGGGUUCUGCACUCUGCCUUUCAUUGUCUGCAUUGGGCAAUGUCAUUCUUGCCCUUGUCAAUGGCAGCAAACACAUUCCAUUCAAAGACAGCAAGCUGACCAUGUUGCUCCGAGAGUCCCUUGGGAACAUGAACUGCCGUACCACCAUGAUAGCUCACAUUUCAGCAGCUGCAGGAAACUAUGCUGAAACCCUUUCUACUAUCCAGAUUGCAUCCAGGGUUUUAAGAAUGAAGAAAAAGAAAACUAAGUAUACAUCAAGCUCUUCUGGAGGAGAAAGCUCUUGUGAAGAAGGGAGAAUGAGGAGACCAACCCAACUUAGACCUUUCCAUUCACGGAAUGUUGUUGAUCCAGACUUCCCAAUUCUUCAUUUGUCAAGUGAUCCAGAUUAUUCUUCCAGCAGUGAACAGUCAUGUGACACUGUCAUUUAUGUCGGUCCUAAUGGAACAGCUCUUUCUGACAAGGAGCUGACUGAUAAUGAAGGCCCUCCUGAUUUUGUCCCUAUAGUUCCUGCUCUUCAGAAAGCUAAAAAUGAAGGCAAGUUGGAAGACAUGAAUGAGACAGCCCCUGAAAGAGAUUGCUUGAAGUGCAAUACAUUUGCAGAACUCCAAGAGAGAUUAGACUGCAUUGAUGGCAGUGAAGAGACAGACGGAUUUCUUUUUGAAGAACUGCCAGUUCAGUUUAACUCAGACCCAGUGACUAAAUGUUCUUUAUCAGGCCAAGAGACAGAGCACUGUAGUGCAUCAGAUCCAAGCAGGGAAGAUGACUUGGUGGUCUGCCAGGAACCUGAUAAAGAUGCCAAGGAAAACUUAAAUGCUACCGCCAGCCAAAUUCAGGGAGGUCACUCCCCUGUUCACAGUAGGAUGCUUAAUGAGAUUUCCACUCCUCAGGCCCAUUGGAAUGUUACAGGUAGUCCUAGUAGUCAGAUUAACAGUUCUCAGCAACCUCACUGCACAGACCUGCAAAGCAGCCGAGAAAGCCUUAAUAGCAGUGGCUUCCUGGAAAAUAAGCCACGGCCAAUGGGAUCACCGCGCCUUGGUAUUGCAAGCCUUUCAAAGGCCUCCGAUUACAAACCACCAGCUUCUCCUUCUCAGAGGUGCAAAGUUUAUACUCAGAAAGGGGUAUUGCCAAACCCAGCCCCUCCACCAUCAUCAUUAAGCAAAGAUUCGGGUAUGGUAUCCAGUGAAUCUCUAAUGCAAUCUGAGAUCCGCACCCCUCCCAUUGGCAUGAGUCCUCAAAUCUUGAAAAAGUCACUUUCUUCUGGCAACAUCGAUUACACAGAGGUGGUUGAAAAAGCAGAGCAGCAACAAGAAUCCCUAUCUCCAGAGUCAAAGCAGGAGAUUUUGAGCACAACUAUGGUCACCGUGCAGCAGCCCUUAGAACUUAAUGGGGAGGAUGAGCUGGUAUUUACCCUAGUGGAAGAGCUGACCAUUAGUGGAGUUUUGGAAAAUGGGCGGCCAACAAGUAUCAUCAGUUUUAACAGUGAUUGUUCUGUACAAGCGUUGGCUUCUGGGUCUAGACCGGUUAGCAUUAUCAGCAGUAUUAGUGAAGAUCUUGAGUGCUACUCUAGCACAGCUCCUAUUUCUGAACUAAGCAUUACCCAGUUCCUACCCCUUCCAAAAAUGGGGCUGGUGGACAAAGCUGAAGAAGCUGAAAGUAGACGUUCCUCUAUUAGCUCAUGGCUGAGUGAAAUGAGCACUGGAAGUGAUGGUGAACAGUCAUGCCACAGUUUCAUAGCACAGGCAAGCUAUGGUCAUGGAGAAGCAAUGGCAGAAGCUCCUCCUUCUGAACUUGCAAAAGCAGUUUGCAUAAAUGACAAGCAAAACCGUUGUACUGAGGAUAUGUUUGUGUCACCUGAAGGGGUUGACAGAAAUACUAAUAAAUUAUCUCCCAUCAGAAGCUGUAAAAUAUCAGCCCUGGAAAAGACUACCGUCACAAUAUCAAACACUACAAGUGUAAGCAGUUGCGAAGGGUUCCUUCCAAUGAAGACUAACAUUACAGUAUUCCCACGUAUUUCUGUCAAUUCUUUUAAGGCCCAAGAAGGUCAUGAAGCCAUAGCAUCAGUAUCAUCAUCAGCCAGAACUCCCUAUCUUCACGAAGGAAAAGAAUCCAAUGCAAGAAAAGACCUAAAAUUUGAUGAUCCUUGGCUAAAGAGGGAAGAUUGUGCAAAAAAUGAACAUGGUCUCAAGGCUGAAACAGUACCUGACCAAAAUAAGAAACAAAAUUCUGCCGACAGGUUCAGUAGCAGCAGUGGAGAGAUUUCAAGUUCACCAGGAACUGAAAACCCAAGAAGGGUGAUAGAUGAAUGUGAAACGGGACUGCCAGGCUCUGCAACCCACAGCCCCCUUCAUUCUACUGAAAGUUUGAAAAAUGGCAGCCUUAGCAGAGGAUUCCGGAAGAACAACAAGUUGGAGGAACUGGAUGUCAUUUCCUAUCAUUACGUAGAGGAGAGUGGUGGCAUGAGCUCUUCUGUGUCAUCCCAAACAUCGAAAGCUAGCUUGGAAAGAAAGAUAGCUUCUCCCAAGCAUGGUGUUCUAACCCGCCCCAAAGGAACACCACCAUUACCUCCUGUGAGGAAAUCUAGCCUUGAACAGAAGAAUAGAGCCAGUCCCCAGCACAAUGCUUGUAGCAGUAGCACCAGCAGCUCUUCCAACCAACCACCCUCUUUUUUGGCUAGCUUUCCUGACGAACCAAGUGGGAAACAAAAAGGUUCCAGUAUGGAGAGUGGAAGCAAUAGCAGCAGUAAAUUAUUUAGUGCAAAACUAGAACAGUUGGCUAGCAGAACCAAUUCUCUUGGAAGGUCUAAUGGGAGUCAUUACGAGUGCCUGUCUUUGGAAAGGGCAGAAAGUCUAUCUUCUGUCAGCUCCAAGAUGAACAUUGGAAAAGACACCACCAUGCCCAGAGCCAGCAGAAGCCUCAACCGCAAUGCAAUAUCCUCUCCAACAAACUCCGGCUUUUCCCAGUCUGCAGGAGCUUCACCAAAAGCCAGUCAAUCAAAGAUCUCUGCUGUGAGCAAACUCCUUUUGGCAAGUCCAAAGGCUCGAAGCCUGGCUGCUUCCACCACCAAAACCCUUAGCUUUUCAACCAAGUCCCUUCCUCAGUCUGUGGGACAGAGUUCAAGUUUGCCUCCAAAUGGAAAGAACAUGUCCUGGUCAACUCAGUCUCUUAGCCGGAACCGAGGCUCUGGUCUUUCUUCCAAAUUACCGCUCAGAGCUGUUAAUGGGAGGAUUUCAGAACUGCUGCAAGGAAAUGCUGGCACCCGAGGAAUGCAGCUGUGCAGGAACUCAGACACAGAUGAACGCAGCAGCAUUCAUGGAGACAAGAAGCCCUCUGUUCAUCUGCUUCCUUCACCAUACAGCAAGAUCACACCUCCUAGGAAGCCUCAUCGCUGCAGCAGUGGUCACGGAAGUGACAACAGCAGUGUCCUGAGUGGGGAGCUUCCUCCAGCCAUGGGGAAAACAGCUCUGUUCUACCAUAGUGGAGGAAGCAGUGGAUAUGAAAGCAUGAUCAGAGACAGUGAAGCCACAGGAAGCACUUCUUCUGCACAAGACUCUAUGAGUGAGAACAGCAGCUCCAUCAGCGGCAGGUGCCGAAGUCUUAAAACCCCCAAAAAACGUUCAAAUACAGGUUCUCAGAGACGGAGACUCAUUCCAGCUUUGUCACUUGACACUACAUCUCCUAUAAGGAAGCCUACCAACCCAGCCAUACGAUGGGUAGAUGGACCCCUGCGAAGUGCCCAGAGAGGGAUGGGGGAGCCCUUUGAAAUCAAAGUCUAUGAAAUUGAUGAUGUGGAACGGCUCCAGCGACGGCGGAUGGGGGAUAACAAUGAGGUGAUUUGCUACAAUGCUAAGCUAAAAAUCCUGGAGCAUCGACAGCAGCGAAUUGCAGAGGUCAAGGCCAAAUAUGAGUGGUUAAUGAGAGAGCUGGAAGUGACCAAACAGUAUCUGAUGUUGGAUCCCAAUAAAUGGCUCAGUGAAUUUGAUCUGGAACAUGUUUUUGAUUCGGAUUCCCUGGAGUACUUGGAGGCUCUUGAAUGUGUGACUGAGCGGUUAGAGAAUCGUGUCAAUUAUUGCAAGGCCCACCUCAUGAUGAUCACCUGCUUUGACAUCUCUUCCAGACGUCGAUGAAGAAUUAACCUCAAUACUCUUUUGGACUACUGCCAGACACCCCUUUCCUUCUUUUUGAACUUAUAUCCCAAAGACCCAGAAUGAGGAUGAAGGUUGGUGUCAUGUUUUGGCUAUGUGUGAGAAGAUGGAUUUUUUUUAAUUAUGCCGAAUAUAUGUUGGAAAUCGAAGACAUUGAAAAUAAGGAUGUGGAUUCUUCAAGCCUGAAAGAGCACUUUGAGAAAUCUUAAAGACAUGUUUGUACAUAGGAACCGCUGCAGAAGUGAUUUACCCCCACCCCCAGCCCAUCAAUAACUGAAGAGGGAGGAAGAAGCAGGUGUAGGGAGCUGUUGAGAGCCCCACUAUAGUAAAAAUACAUGGGAAAACUGUCUGAAGUGCCUUGCAAAUCUUUAUUAUCCAAACAUUUAUGUUCAUACUUGUACAGAUGGUGCUAGUUGACAAAAAGAAAAAGACAAAAAAAUCUAAUCACAUUUUUCGAAAUGUAUUUACAGCUUGUUAUUUUCACUUGGUGUUUUAUUCUAUUUCUGACUUGCUGUUUCUACGUAAGUUGUGUUUGUAGAGAUAUUUCUUAUCUGAUACAGCAUAUAAAUAAAUGUUAACUGUCUUUUGUUGUUCAAGAGCAGAGUAAGACCACUCAAAGAAAAAAAAAGAAGUUGAAACUUCUAGAUUAAUCCCACAGAUGUAUGAUGUAAUAAAGGAAAGUAGGUUUCCCAGCUCUUAGUAAAAACAAAAAUGUAGAUUUUCUUACAUGAUAAGAUUUCAGUUGGCACUAAAAAAAUGGGGUAUCACAUGGUUUUGUAAUAUGUUCUCCUUUGGGGUACUGAAAUAAAUACAUUGUUAUGCGUAUUCAGUCAACACUCCUAUUUUAUUACUGUUUAACUGAAUAUACAGUACUAACCUUUGCUAGCAUUACAAUCAUAGAGUCAUCAGAGUUGGAUUGGGAGGACCUAAGGAAGAUAAUCUAUUCAAAGUAUUUCCUCAGUACAAGUUGAGAUAACUUGUGACUCCACUCAUCUUUAUGAGCACAAGAAUUUAAUUGGUAAACCUCUUUAGCCAGCUCAGAAACCUUUGCAUGCUUACAAGUAUUAUCAUCAUCUCCUAAUGUUUUUCCCCAACUUUACAGAAAGCUAAUUUGUUCUCAGUCAGUGAUGGUCCCAAUAACAGAACACUUUUGCUGAAUAAGAAAGAAAAGGGGGAAAAAAACUUUGUAAAGUUGUUACUCAAAGGAAUCUUUAUAAUUCUAGUUUUUGUCUAAUCAGAUAAAAAUAUUGAUAAACUGCAAGCAUUCAUAACCUUUCCAUAGAAAGGCUAAAACUAUUUGCAUUAGAAUUAAAAUGAUUGAUUCUGUGCUACCAGUCCCCAUAACUCUACCUAUCUGUGUGCUGAUCUUUGCUUACCCAUACAACAGAAAUGAUGAAUUGGUUAAAGUUAUUUAUCCAGCUGAGUCAGAAUACAAAAAGAUAUUCAGAACUGUAUUAUGAAAAGUAAAAUACAGAAUGCAGCUGGAUAAAGUUACAGUUAUCUAGUUAAAUUACAACUCUCAUUUUAGUUUGUUUCAUUGUUACCUCUAAGUCAACUAAUUCGAUUUAGUAUUUUUUUUCUUUUUUGUAUUGUUUUUAUUAAGGUUAAAGACCAUUUGACUGAUAGCCCAAACCUACAUAUAGUUAGAAAACACUUCAUGUUAUGCAUCUUCAUAUGUGCUACAUUCACAAAUAGAGUAAAAUAUGUACAAAAAGGUUAAUGACAAAUGAAUUAAAAGUCAAGAACAAAAGUACUUGGUCAACAUUAAUGUAGGUUAUAUAAAUUGCCACAGUACAAUAGAGAGUGUUCUUGCCUUGCUAUCCUGCUUGUAGGCUUGCUGGAGACCUCUGAUUGGGCAGCAGGAGAAAUAGCAGGCUAGAGAAGUAGAGCUUUGAUCUCAUCUGAUAGGGUUCUUCUUAUGUUUAGAAGCAUAAAAUUGGCACCCACCAUGGCUUCAAUCCAUAGUCCUUAGAAAGAAAAUAUGAAUUUUUCUAGGCAGCAAAAGGGGAUUGUAAUGAAAACACUCCUUAGCCUGAUCUCUUUCUCUCUUUUUCUAAAUCUGGGAGAUUCUACUUCUUAAAAUAAAGGAAACCAGUGUUUGGGGAAUUGUUUACCCAACUCCUGGCAUGUUGGAUUCUCCAUUUAUUUAGGAAUAUGGCUAGAAAAGAUUGCUUCUGACCAUGUGAAGUCCUAUCUGGAUCAGAGCAUUUCACCUCAUGGUUAAGUAGCAGCAGUUGACUGCAUAUCCAUGCAAAAGUAAUACAUUUCACUAUACUUUUCAUAGGCUAAAAUUCAAAUAUAGACACCUCAUCACCCUUGCUAUUACUUCAAUAUAACGAGAACUCAGAUUUUCUUUCUUCUUUUUUAAAUAAAUUAAUGUUAGGAAUAAAAUGAAAGUUCUGGAAGUAUUAAAUGAUGAGAUCACAAUUUGCUGUUUUCUGCUUUAUUAAAAGUUAAUUCCAUAUUGCCUAUGGACAGAUUGAUCUGCUCAUACAUAAAACUGUGUACGGUAUGUAUGCAGUUGCCUAAAUUAAAAGGAAAAAUGGUUAGAUUUGUGAAGACCAAUCCUAUACUCUAAAUAAACUAGAACCUUGCAGGAUAAAACUGAACAGGGAAUCCUAACCAAUUUCACUCCAAAUUAAAGUCCAAUGUAUUCAAUUGGGCUUUCAAGUAAACUUGGAUAGACAGUUGUAGCCACUGUUGAAUAAUUUGGUUUUGAGUGAUAUUAUGAAUAUCCAAAUGAUGUAUUGUAAAGAAAUUUUACUGGUCUUUAAUAAGCUUACCAAAUUUAAUUAAGUAUCUGUAAAAAUUUUACAGGAAAAAGAAAAUUGCUGUUUAAGAGGGCUCAUGCUUUAAUUUGCACAUGCCUUUGGCUUUAUUCCUAAUGUUCUGCAUGGCCAUCUCUCUAAGGAGCAGAAUGGUUCUCAGAGAAGUUGGAUGCAGAAAGAUGGAAAUACUUUGGAAAGCCUUUGGUGAAGGAAGAGUUGGCAAAGAGGGCAGAAUUUGAGGAGAUGAUGACUUGUUUGAUAAGGGAACACACACACUUUUCUUAAUGACUGGAAUCCCCGUAUGGACCUUUUGCUGAAAACUAAAAAAAAAAUGAACUUUUGAUUUAUGGGUGUGAUCAUUGGAAAUGGUAGAAUAUGAAAAGAAUGGUCAGAAGUCACUUUUUUCCAGUGGUGUUGUAACUUCAAACGGUCACUAAACCAACUGUUGUAAGUCAAGGACUGCCUGUAUAUCGUUUUCUUUUUCUCUCUCUUGCUUGUUUUGUACUUUUUCAUUACUUUCCUAUUUUCCUAUCAUUUUUUCUUUAUUUUUUUCUUUCAAAUAUGUAUUAUUUUUGCAAAAUUAAAACUUCUUUAAUAAAUUAAUCCAAAAAAGAAAAAAGGGGGAGGAGUCAAAAGAAGAGCAGCUAGGUAAUUAAUAAUGGCUGUGUGCAAUGUUGUUUUCACAGCAUUGUUUGCAUACAUACCUCCUCCUACCACUGUGCCCAAUGAAGAAAUCUCCAAAAGUAGAGUUUUAAUUCUUUGAGGAUCACAUGCACCAAUUAAUCUGAAAUACUAUUGUCCUACUUGAUCACAAAAUCUUUUUAUAAAAUGUUAAAAUCCUCUCCCUGAACCUACUGGGAAUAGCAAAUAGCUGCACAGAAUGUCUUCUAGAGACUAUUCCCCCCCCCCCCCAAGAAACUGCUGGUUUUUAUAAUUUGCUCUGGACUUCACUGUCCGCAUUGUAUUUCUACUUGACUACUACUUCUAUUGUCCACUUUUCUACUCAUACAAGAUUUCAGUUAUCCAUAUUCUCCUGAUGUAGAAGAACAAGUUAGUUCCUGACUUAAUGGUAAAAGAGUGUGAUAAGCAUCUGGUUAAAUUUAUAUUCAAUCCAGGUUUAGGGUUUGAAUAGCUCCUUCAUUGGCUAUCAAUUAAUAAUUCGGGGAAAUGCUGGAAAAAGCAUAUAUAGUGUCUGUGUCCAUGUUUUCAGAUAAUUGAAUUAUUUUUCUUUGAAAGCUUGCCUUUACUUUUGCAUUCUUUUCACGUUUCCUUAAAUUUCCAGAAAAAUAAAUAAAAAGCAGAUGGAUUGUUAGUACAAAAUGAAACAAAACAGUUGCAAGGCUACUCCACAUUCACAAUAGUUAAGUUUGGUUGUCAUUUAGCGUGGAGGUUAAUCUAUAAUACAAUUCGUGUUGCCUCUGUGAAUGUGAUUUAAUGAAUUAGGACCUACAAAAGUGACUUGACCAUAUAUCCACAAGUACGCUACAAUAUGAAUCUUACAGUUAAACUAAACAUAAGAGAUGUACAGUUCGGGUGCUUUUUAAAAAAGCUAUAACUCUUCAUCUCUUCAAUCUAUUUUCAGGCUGUGAUGCUGGGAGAGGCAGAAUUUAAUUCUUCCAAAUCUGAAUUGUUCCCCCUAUGACCUAUUUUCUCCUGGAGGCAAAAUACUCCUAAGUGGCAGUUUGAUGAGGAAGAGUGAAAAUACUGAUCUACAUGAGGCUCAGAAACAAAAGUAUACAUUAGCACAGUUUUUCUUACUUGCUGUGUAUUCUAGCCAACUUUUCUAUUUUCCUGAAUUGUAUUUCCAAGCUAUAUCAUGGGAAAACAGAUAGGAUGCUGUACCUAAUAAAUAACCUGUGUGUAUGUUUAAAAAUAACUGGACAGUCAAAAAUAACAAAGUGUAUUCAUGAAUUUGAGUUGGCACAGUUAUUCACAAGCAUUAGAACUUAACUAGCAAAGCUCAUCACAAAGCCCAGCAAUAAAACCUUUUAUCUGAAUAAGCUGGCUAUUUAUCCUGCAUUUUAUAGAAACCAUACUUAAAAACAUGUUUAUGCUUCAGAUUACAAAGUCAAGCUAGUGUAUUUAUUUUACAUCAUCUUUUAGAAAAGGUAGCAUCAAUAAAUUGAUAAGAAAAUAAUUUGAGUAUCACUAAGUUAACAUCUCAUUCAUUCUAGGCCUCCAAUUUUAAUGGAUGGUCAUGUAUGAAUAUGAAUCCAGGGGUUUUAUAAUCCAUCUUUUUAUCUCCUGCCCCACUAUUAGCCUAUGUGAAGAUAAGACUGUAACAUUACAGAUACCUUGCCAUUAAUAUGUGAAAACACAAUGCCUGCAUUGUGUGUAUCAUUUCUGAUGGAACAUGGAAAUAUAACUGGCAUCUAAAAUGGUAUGUGUUGCCUUUAUUAUUGUCCUAGCCAAAAUGUAAACCAUUAGACAAAUAGACAAGAUAGCAAUUCAUUACUACACAAAAAGUCCCAACUUAUCUGUUUACUUCACAUGGCAUUCUAUAAUUCAAAAACAUUCGGUCUGGUAUUUGGCUCAUAUAAGGAUUUCUGAAUAUUAAUUGGUCCAUCAUAGCGAGUAACCCAAUUCCAUGUUCAACAUAUGCUUAACAUUUAUGUAAUUUCUAUUCUGUGUGUCUUUUCUUUUUAUCAGAUAAUCAUACUCUCAAUGGUUUGAGUGAUCAUUCUAAAUUAUUUUCAGGAGAUUUUUUUCCAUCACAAAUCAGUUGUCUCAAAUGAAGUAAACAUUUGUUGUAGGUGUCUCAAAGGAUGUUGCUGUCCAGAAACAAUAUUACUGGGAAAUGGUAAUUCAUUUGCAUAUUUUAUACAUCAUCUGUUGGAAAUUAUAUUAAAAUUUGGUUUCCAGUUUGAUCAAAGUUAGAUAUAGUACAAAAAAAUUUGUUGAGUUAGACUCUAAAAGCAAUGAUAGAUCAGAGUAAAGCUCUGUUCUACUGUUAUAAUAGCACCACAAGGACAUGAAGGAAAUAUUCAUUAACAGGGAUGAUAACGUAGAUGCGUGAAAACUAAUCAUUGAUAAGUUUGUCCUCCAAGAGUUUAUCCAACCAUCCAAGUUAGUAUCACCAGCACUAAAUUCCAGAAUUGAAGGACUCACUAUACGAAGUAAUAAUUCCUUAGUCCUGAUGGGUUUAAAAAAAAAA